AUGCCUCCUAAGGGAAAAGAUCCAAAGAAAGGAGCUCCAGUUGGAAACUACAAAGCUGGAAAACUUAUGAAAGAUAUACUUCCCCCUAAUACUAAACCACCAAGAGAGGGCGGUUAGAUUAAAUGUGAGGGGGAUCCAGAUGUUUUGAGGACAUACGCCUACGAGCCAUAUCAAAACUUCCCAGAGUGGGUUUCCAACGAAGAUGCCAAGAAUCACGACUUCACAGCUGGAUUUUAAAAGCAUGAUGAUGGCAGUUAUCAGAAAUUUGAAGAUCACACUCCUAUUUAUCUACCUCCUAGUUACAAGGAAUACGAGAAGGGUGAGAUCAUGUGGUUAAGACCAGAGGAGUACCUGAGAGAAAUAGCCUACGACAGUGAAAUGGCCAAGAGAAGACAGGAAAAGAAAUAGCAAAUUAAGAGGAAGAAGACGAUCAGAAAGCAGAGCAUUCUGUCUAUAGGAAAUGUCAACAAUCUGGAGGAAAACUUGAAUCAGCUAAACAGCAAGUUAGGUGGCGAUGACAAGAAAGAAGGCAUAGUCAAUAGAGACGAGUUACAGUUCGAUAUGAUUUGCAUAACUUAUGAUCAAAGACUUGAAACUGAAGAAGAGGUAAAAAAGAGAAAGGACGAAGCUGAGAAAUUAGCAGCUGCUGAUAAGAAUGCCAAAAAGAAACCACCUGCUAAAGGUGCUCCAGCCUAAAACGAUCCCUUAGAUGAACCAUAGAUGAUAAAGGUACCAGUUGAAAAUACUAUGGAUAUGGGAUUCCUCAUGCCUAUUUACUCUAAAUGGGUGACUUCGCAACUUCAGUUCAUUAAGGACAGAAGCAUCAGAGACUGCGAAUCUAGAGAGCCUAUUUGGCAAAGAAUAUAUCCUUAAGAAAAUGGCAUACCUGUGAUCUCUCCUACAGGAAAGUACUAAAUUAAGAUAAGAUUCAUGGGUAAAGAAAGACUAGUUGAAAUUGAUGACAGAAUGCCUUGUGAUUCUAAGAAAAAAUUAAUGUUCCCUAGAUCAAUUAACAACUUUGAAAUUUGGCCUUAACUUUUACUCAAAGCUUUACUGAAGGUCUACUCUUACAAGUGGUUUACACCACAAGCAUACUUUGACUAAGAAGUUGGUGAUGGAUCCAUCGUCUACUCUUUGACAGGUCUUAUUCCAGAGCCAGUUGCUAUCAAGGAUUUUGAAAAGGAAGGACUAGAAUUAUUCAGAAAAGUUCUCUCAGAUGACCACUACUUCAACAAAAAGACUUAUGUAACUUGCUAUUGUGACAAUGAAUUCAGGCCAAAGUUGCCAUCAUAGACCACUACUCUGAAGAAGAUUGAUUUCGGUCCAAAUCAACCAGCUCAUUCUAACUCAUUAGCUGAUAAAGGUUCAUCAAUCGAAGUAGAAUCUGAACCAUCAUCUGGAGUGUCUGUUACCUCUUCAGGUAGAAUGCUAAACAGACUUAGAGAUGCUGCUACAAUGGCUAUCUCAGUUACCACUGGCAGAAAACUGAACAUUACCAACAAGAGUAGCACCUCUUCCAAUGUCAUAACUGGUUUUGGCUAUGCUUUGAUGGACAUCUUCGAGAACUAAUUCGUUGAUAUGGAUUCGAUUGUCAAGAAAAACGAUGAAAUUGAGGAAGUCAAGAGUCCAUUCAUCUCUCCUGCCAAAAAGAGAAGAGAAAAGGGACUAUCCAAGGAAGAAUGGAAGAAAAAGAGAAGAGAGGAAAAGAAGAGAGAGCAAGAAGAGAAGGAAAGAAGGGAAAGAGAACCUCCUAAGCAAUUUAGUCUGGUCAAGAUCAAGACAUCAGUCGGUCACUAUCCAGUUAUGAACUAUAUGAGCACCUUCACUAAUGAUGAAAUCCAUGAAGGUAAGAAAUGCCUACUUAACAGAAUGAGAAGACCCCCUGAAAUAGAGAGAGCAGAUUCACCAAUAACAGCUAAAACUCAACAUCAACACAAGCAUCACGGUGGCUUCUAGCUUAAUGUAUAGGCUCUAGACCAGAAUGCAAACGCCAACGAAACAAAAUAAGGAGAUGAUCACAGAUAGGAAGAAGAGAAAAGACAAAUGGUGGAACCAAAAACCAGAGCAGCUGGUGGUGUCUGGCUUCUUGCUAGUGAUUUCCCUUUCAGUUUCUAGCAUAUGAUAGUCUAUCACAACAUUAACAAGUAUAGUAACAUCUAAACUUUCAGUGAUAAAUGGCAAGAUCCAACUCAACCAUAUAUUAGCAAUGAAAAAGAUAUAGUCAUCAAACUUGAAUUAGAUGAAGAGGCUUUAAAAUCUGUCCACUAGCAUCAAUCUCAAGCAUAAUCUCUAGAUAUAAGCAAGCAAAGUCACAAUAACUCUGCUUUUAUAGAACCCACAAUAGGAGGAGAGGAGAGCCGCAUUGAUGGCCUUUCAAAAUUAGAGUAUUAACUUUUGCCUGGAGAAAUUAUUCCUUAGCCAUAGAAUAUAGACUAGAUACUACUAGCGUUUGCUCCUCAUCCAAGCAAAGAGCCAACACAAGUUCUUCCCAGAUAUCUAAUGAGACUGACUUAGCUUGAUGCAGGAGGUAGUGCUGGGUAGUAAUCUCUAGCAUCUGCCAGAGGAAAGUAGAAUCAAGAAUUAGCUUAAGAAGACAAACCAAUUGAUAUGAUCUUCAAGUCCUACCUAGAAGGAAAGUUGUUGACUGUUAAUGGCCUUAAUCAGGAGUCUAAUUGCAUCUGGUUAAAGCCUAACAUAAUUGCUCCAUAAGGAUUUACUAUUUGGGCAGCUGGACUUGUUAGGAAAAUUUCUAUCCUUCCUAAAUCAGACUAUCUAAUCCAUCAAAAGUAGUUUUUCCUUAAGUCUUAUUAAUCUGAAUUCCUGCCAAUUGAGAAGGGAAAAUAUUAACUUUUUGGUAAAUUUGACUUCAAUGUCAAUGACAGUGACUUGACUAUGCAUUUGAAAGUAGAUGUCCCUAAUGAUAAGUUCUUGCUAAAAUACAUGCGUAUGAAAAUCAUAGAUAAAAAUGAUAAUAACAAAAAAUAUCCAACACAAACGGAAAAAGAAUUGCUGCUUAACUAGAUGAAACUAGAAAAUAUGGUAUUUAAUCCUAAUAACGGUAAGGGCUAUUCCAUCAUAAUCGAGGGUGUGAUGCCAUAUAACACUACCGAGGGUUAAUUAUAACUUGAGGUGCUAACAAAUAAGGACAAUUUCUAGCUAGAGGAGAUUUAACAUGUCGAACCAUUAGAGUACUCUGACAAGUACUUCCCCAGUAAGUACGGAAUCAUCUUCAAGGAGAAGGUAUAUGUUGGGCCAGAUCACACAUCAGGUGCUGUAAAUAUAAAACUAAAGAAGGAGGGAAGAGAGUUUGAUAAGAUAGAAGGCAUGCAAAGACUUUUCAAAGUGUAAGUACUUGAUCACGGCCACGUCAUUUACCAAAAAGAAGGCUAUAAUUAAGUUACGAUCUCGCAUUUCAUGUUUAGAUCUAACCAUCAAUUGCCCGAAUCAUCUGAGAACCCAGAUGAUGAAACUAAGCACUCCUAUGUCAUCCAAGCUUUAUUCGACCUGCAUGAGUGGCCUGAUUGCAAAACUGAGAAUCAAAUCUCAGCUGAUAUAACUUGGCAUCUCAAGAUUUACUCCUCUGAAACAUUGGCUAUUGUAAAAGAUACUGAUAAAGAGGACAAAGAAAGAGCUUUGAAGGCUUCUUGGGAAACUGCUGAGCCUGGCAGAGCUGAAAAGGCUAAAAGAUCAAGACUCAAGUUCCUUUACCAACAGAUGCUUGCAAAUGGAGAACAAUUGACUGAGGAACAAAGAGCGAUUGCCUCUGAAGUAAGAGAAAGAAUUAGAAAGAAGGAUGAACCAGAGCAGCCAGUCAAGGGUGGUAAAGGUGCCCCAGCAAAAGGAGCUCCACCAGCCAAAGGAGCACCAGCUAAGUAAGAAUAGAAGAAGCCAGGUGCUGCUGCUAACAAUGGAGGUGAAGAAGUUGAAGAGAAAAAUAGGAGACCUCUUCCCGAGCCUGAUUAACAUGUUAACAAUGAAAUUAGAACUUUCUUGCAACAUUACAAGAGUGAUAGACUAAUUCACAUAUCCUGUGACAAGUCUACCCAAGCAAGAUAGAGAUCUGAGCAUGAAAAGAAAGGUAUGGCUGAGCAGAGAUAAAAGGAAAGAGAGCUUGCAUUGCAAGACAUUGAAUAGGAAUAGCUAAAGCGAGAGCAAUAAAAGGACCAGAGAGAGAAAUUCAGAGAGGCUGUAUUCAAGGGAGACAUUGAGGCAGAGCGAAACAAGUAUAAGGAAAAAAUGUCGUCCGUGAUGGCUGAAAGAAACAAGUACAGAGAAAUGAUAUCCCAGAGAAAAGAAAAGGACAAGAAUCUUCAAGAUUUGAUUGCAAUGGAGAAGAUUGAUCUAGCUGCUCUUUCUAAGGCUAUAGAGGAAGCUAGAGAAAAUCUAGUCAGAGAAGAAGUCAUAGUAAAGGGAGAGAAGUAUCUCUCUUGGCUUAAAUACUGCAAGGAACUCGAGUCAAUGCUUCAGCAAGCUCUAGCCGAGAAGGUCAAGGAGAACUUAGCAGCUAUAAUAGAAAGAAUAGAAAAAGAACAGAUAGUAAUAGAAGCUAAGAUGCUAAACGAUGCUAAAAAUACUCUCUCUAAGAUGAAGUGA
Stylonychia lemnae is the source of this 4593-nucleotide messenger RNA. The record is from the annotation of a GenBank genome assembly. NCBI's taxonomy places the organism in Eukaryota, Ciliophora, Spirotrichea, Sporadotrichida, Oxytrichidae.